CGCACUACGGCGCAUCCUCCCGGCGUGGGUCCGCCAUGUCACCGCGCAAUGGCCGCCGUACCGGGGCUCACCGGGCGCACUCGUUGGCCCGGCAGUUGAAGACGAAGCGGCGCCGACGAGACCUGGAUGAGAUUCACGGGGACCUACGGCCCGAGAACGCUGCUCGGUUGCUGCGGCAGGAACCCGACCCCGACCUGCCCGGCUGCGCCCAGUUCUACUGCCUGCACUGCGCGCGCUACUUCGUGGACCUGACCAGCAUGAAGGAGCACUUCAGGUCCAAGGUGCACAAGAAGAGGCUGAAGCAGCUGCGGGAGGCACCGUAUACACAGGAGGAGGCUGAGCGCGCCGCCGGCAUGGGCUCCUACAUCCCCCCGAAGAAGGUGGAAGUGCAGACCCAACCGCUCGAGGAAGUCGUCGAGAUGGAGGCAUCCAGCUGAGCGCAGCGGACUGAGGGGCCGGGCGGCUCCGUAAGGGCAUCUUUGUCUUCAGCUUUGUGAGGAAAAAAAGUGCCCCGGCGCAGCCUGCCAGCAAGCAAACGCGCCGCUCCUCCUUGCCAGCCCUCCUCGCCAGAGCACUAAUGAGGAGAAGGAGCCAGCGAGACCCCGGGUGCCCUCGCUGUGCAUCCUUCUUCUCGGGGAAGGGGCAAGCGGCUUGUUCCCUAAGCGCUGGCAUGACUGUACACUCGUCUCUUUGUUUUUA
Molecule: messenger RNA, 699 nt
Organism: Haliaeetus leucocephalus (bald eagle)
Lineage: Eukaryota; Metazoa; Chordata; Aves; Accipitriformes; Accipitridae
Gene: ZNF593
Product: zinc finger protein 593
Exons: 3
Coding region: 36-437 (133 amino acids)
Molecular function (GO): zinc ion binding; nucleic acid binding
Source: RefSeq, a predicted model, not a curated record